Messenger RNA from Komagataella phaffii GS115, 972 nucleotides. Its product is annotated as Protein required for pre-rRNA processing and 40S ribosomal subunit assembly. The record is from RefSeq and is a predicted model, not a curated record. The coding region runs from base 1 to 972 and encodes 323 amino acids. Gene Ontology annotation, cellular component: nucleolus. The transcript has a single exon. Lineage: Eukaryota; Fungi; Ascomycota; Pichiomycetes; Pichiales; Pichiaceae. Gene Ontology annotation, biological process: maturation of SSU-rRNA from tricistronic rRNA transcript (SSU-rRNA, 5.8S rRNA, LSU-rRNA).
AUGAUGUCGGACAGUGAAAAGUUGGAUGCUCUAGAAAUCCAGAGGCGAAACUUUGAGGCCCAGUUUGGCUCUUUAGAAGAUAUGGGAUAUAUAGAUAAAACAAAGGUCCGAAAAAGCUCGAAGAAGAAUAAAGAACAUAAUGAUAGUGAAGAUGAUUCUGGAUCAGGAAAUGAUAGCUCUAAUGACAGUGAAUCUGAUAGUGAAGAGUUUAAUGGUUUUAGUGAAAACGAAGAGAAAGGGGAAGACGAUUACGAUGAAAAUGAUACACAGUUAAAGGGACAACCAAAAACAGUUAAGUUUACUGAAAACUUCAAUACAUUCAAAGGGCCAUCUAAAGAUGAACUAAAAAUGGCCAGAGCGGGAAAACCUAUUUCAUUAAAGGAACUUAAGGAGAAACAGAGACUGGCUCUGAAAAAUGCUACCGCUAAUAACUCUGAAGAACAGGAACAUUUGGUCAAUGACUUGCAACUACAGAGAUUGUUGGAUGAGUCCCACCUUUUGGCUGGAUCUUCUGAGAGAUUUUCUGGUGCUGAUCUAUUAGAUACUAUUGACUUUGAAGACCCCAUUGGCAAGGCUAGGCUACGUACAUUGAACGCUCGUGUUCGAAAACUGGCCUCAAUUAAUGGAAAGAAUGGUGGACUGCCUGCUCGCUUGGAGAAGAUGCCCAUGAGUAUGAGGAAAGGUAUGAUCAAAAAGCAGCUUGAAAGAGAAGCUGAAUUUGAAAAAGAAGCUAAGGAAGCUGGUAUCGUCCUGUCAAAGAAGAGGAAAGGCGAAUUUAGAAACUUGGCAACCGGUGACCGUGUUACAAACAAAUCUGAUAGAAUAGGUACGGGUAUCAAAAAGGCCACCAAAAUGAGAGAUAGAGGACUGAAAAUUAACUCCGUUGGAAGAAGCACUCGUAAUGGAUUGGUGAUCACUCCAAAAGAAAUAGCCAAAGUUUCAGGGCCAAGCAAUAAGAGGAAGAAACGUUAG